CCUUGUUCUCAGCCCCAGCCGGGCUCCCGGGGACCGCCAUGCCCCCGCCUAAUGGAGCCUCCAAGUAGCCUGAGCGCAGAAAGGCCAGCAGGGACUCGAGGCACGGACGUGGCCUGGGAGCCCCGACCCGGCUGCCCGAGACGAAACCUGCUCCUGGAAGGCUGCAAGAUGAUGAAAGUCACCUCAGGGGUGUGGUUCUGGAAAGAUGACACCAACACACUUGAAUUUGCAAGCUUUGCCCCAGCACUCGAUGCUAAAGAGAAACUCAAGAAGGGCAAAGCAAUCCAUUUUCAGGAAAUGAGUACUAAAACAGCAGACAGGUCAACUCCCAGUAUGUUUCAAGAAUUGUUCGGUGCAAAAUUCCCUGAGAAAAGAUUAAAGUCGGUAGAAGAGAUAUCGCCCAGGCUCUCAAAACAUGGACAAAAAGAGUAUGUGACUCUGGAUGAUGUUAAAUAUGCUGCUCUGUUUUUAGUACAAGAAAAUGAAUCGUAUCAUAUAUCCUCUUUUACAACCAUUAUGAGGAGUAGACAGCUUGAUGAAUUCCUCAUGGCUCUGCUUUACUACUUGUCUUAUUUUCUGGAGAAAAUCACACUGGAAAAGAAACCCAAAUCUUUAAUGGGGACUCUGAACUUGCUAGAAAGAAAGGACAUGGAGGAGGCACUAGUUAAGCUCUCCAUAGCCAAGACACAGCUUGCCAAGAUAUACUGCAUCCUCAUUCUUGGACUGGGAAUGGCUGAUCAGCAUCACAUGGCUUGCGGCAAGAGAAAAACAUCAUCAUCACAGAAAGACCGGGAGUUCUUUGAGUGCUUCUACAACUUUUGCACAUAUGUGGCUUGGGUGGCGUUCAGACGCAAACACUUCCAGGAGAUUCAGGAGGAAAUCGGCAGGCUGCUUCGCUCUGACGUAUUCAAUCCCGCACUGAAAGAGAAGAGGUACCCUGGUGUGCAGUGGUCAACAGAGGCCUCUGCAGAUCAGAGGAAAGUGCUCUUUCCAUAUGACAGGAGCUUGUAUGCCAGGCGUCCAGCCAUAAUGAGUGUGGUGGGUCAGCGCUCGCCAGUGCUCAGCACACUGUUGCCCCUGCCCAGGGACAGUGCCCAGUAUCUCUUCCAGAACCAUUACCUCCACCGGGGAAGGACCGCUCCCGCCAGCAAGAGCAAGGAUCACAUGGAUGUCACAGCAGUUGUGUUUACACCCAAGGUGGGCAUCAUUGGAGCCCUGCGCAGCAAGUUCAAUCGUCAUACACUCAUGCCUACUGGGGGGAUGGAGGAGGAGGAGGAGGAGGAGGAGGACGAGGAAGAGGAAAGGUCAAUGCAGAGCAGCUCCUCCGUCUACUCGUACAACCUGAUGUCAUCGUCCCACAGAGGCGUCCUUAGUGGAUGCAGUCGUCAGAGCAUCAUACUCUCAAGAACCACUACAGAGGGGGACUAUUCGGAGAAUGGCUAACAUUCCUAGCAUUGGGGUUAGUUUUACUGUGUGUAAAGGUGUUAAGUAAAUAACUGUGAAGUUUCAUUUUUAAAAGCAGGUAUCAUUUCUCAUCAGCAGCAUAGCUUAGUGAAUCUAGCAUGGAGUUAGGAUGCAGGACACUUAGGUUUAUUCCUGGCUCUGCUAGGUGGACACGGGUAAGUCACCUCACCUCUCGUGCCUUAGUGUCUCCAUCUGUAAAAUGAGGAAAGUGAUAUUGAAAUGCUGACAUCUACAGAUCAGAAGAAUUUAAGACUCACAUGGAAAAGUUUUGAGAAGACUUGUCUGGUUAGGGCUGAAAUCGUUUUACAAGAUGUUCUCCUGAUAUUUUCAAUAUAUCACUUUUAUUUCUUUUUGAUUGCACUGUGUUUUGCAUAUGCUACCAAUGCAGAUUAAUUCAUGGUACAUUUUACACAGGAAUAGCAGAGAAGUACACCAUUGUUUCAAGACGUAUGCUGAGAUUUUCUGUUGUUGCUAACCGGCAUUGCUUUACGGAAGUUAAAGAGCUCUGCUCAUUUACAUCGCAUGAGGAUUUGGUUUGCAGGUUUUAAUUCUGUAUGUUUGGUAUCUACAUAAAUCCCAAGUUUAUAUUAGCGGGGAAAGUGCAUCCAAACAUUGGUUUAAAUGUAUAUUUGGGUUAUCAACAGGUAGAAAUAAAAGCAGAUGCUUCAUAAAAAAAAAUUAGGAGUGUUCACUUACACAUCUGUCAGGUUUCAUUAAUUUUCAUAAACAGAAAACUUAGGGUGAAAUCCUGGCCCCAUAGAAGUGAAUUUUACCAAUGACUUUGAGGUCAGGAUUUCAUUCCUUGCCUCUAGCAAUGCAGGAAAUCCCAGGGGUAACAUUUUCAUAAAAAUGGAGAAGGGGAAUUUAAUGUUUUGUUUAGUGCUGGCUGGAAAUUUUCAAAAAAAGAGUCCCUGCCUCUGCUUGUUGUUAGCCACGUUGGUCUGAAGACAGGCCGAAGAUAGGGCAGGGUGGCACCUUAGAGACUAACCAGU
Messenger RNA from Alligator sinensis (Chinese alligator), 2456 nucleotides. RefSeq names its product protein phosphatase 1 regulatory subunit 36 (gene PPP1R36). Gene Ontology annotation, molecular function: phosphatase binding. The transcript is spliced from 12 exons. The coding region runs from base 52 to 1443 and encodes 463 amino acids. Gene Ontology annotation, biological process: negative regulation of phosphatase activity. NCBI's taxonomy places the organism in Eukaryota, Metazoa, Chordata, Crocodylia, Alligatoridae. The record is from RefSeq and is a predicted model, not a curated record.